Molecule: messenger RNA, 744 nt
Organism: Sorghum bicolor (sorghum)
Lineage: Eukaryota; Viridiplantae; Streptophyta; Magnoliopsida; Poales; Poaceae
Product: atherin
Exons: 1
Coding region: 1-744 (247 amino acids)
Source: RefSeq, a predicted model, not a curated record
AUGGCGGACUCCUCCGUGGAGAAAGAGAAGGAAGAGCAGGCGCGCAAGGCUCACGCGCUCGCCGAGAAGUGCUUCCUCGCCGGCAACGUCUCGGCCGCCAGGCAGUGGAUGCAGUCCGCGGUCAGGCUGGCGCCGGACCUCCCCGGCACGCCGCAGAUCGUCGCGGCCUACGACGUCCACGCGGCGGCGGCCCGGAGCACCCGCAACUGGUACGCCGUGCUGGACCUGAAGCCCGGCCGCUCCCUCACCCACGACGACAUCAAGAAGCAGUACCGCCGGCUCUGCCUCCUCGUGCACCCGGACAAGAACCCCAGCGCCGCCGCCGACGGUGCGUUCAAGCUCAUCCAGGCCGCCUGGGACGCGCUCUUAGCCAAGCACCCUCCUCUUGGCACCGCGGCGGCCCCCGCGCCGGCGGCCAACCAACCCGCCCCGCCGCCGCCGGCGGCGCAGCGCCAGCAGGCAGCACCACCGAGGCCGCCGGAGCCGAAGCCGAAGCCGAAGCCGCAACCGAGGCCGCCGCGGCGGAGACCGGCACCGCAGACGACGCCGAGACCUGCAGCGCCCAAGCCACCGACCAACUCGCAGCAAGCGAACCCGAAGCAGGACGGCAAGUGCUCCAACUGCGGAGCGACAAGCCUUAACGGCAGGAACAAUUACCGGUGCAUGAGCUGCCUGUGGAGUCCCAUGGACGGCAGGCAUGAGCUGCAUGACGACGACGACGACGACGAUUUCUACUAUUACUAG